Molecule: messenger RNA, 2070 nt
Organism: Psylliodes chrysocephalus
Lineage: Eukaryota; Metazoa; Arthropoda; Insecta; Coleoptera; Chrysomelidae
Source: the annotation of a GenBank genome assembly
AACCUUUUCAUUAAAAUUAAUUUCUCAUCUGAUAUCUCUAAUUACCAGUUCAGUGUUGAGACUGUAAAAAACAGCGGCCUCUUAAGGUUUAGAUGCUCAAAGGAUUAAGAAAAACGAGUGCUAAAGAAUUCUACAAUCGGACCACUAACUAAUACAUUUUACUUUAGAAUAUGUGAUAGUAGAAACAAUGUCGAAAGCUAUUAGAGAAUUUCUAAACAAAAGCUACUUCUUCAAUAGGAUGAAGCCUAGAAAGAUAAUCAAGUAUACGGGGAUUGGUAUAGGAGUUGUUUCAUUAGCUGCAUCUCCUAUUUUGAUAGCAAAUUCGUCAAAAGAUGCCGCUAUUAUAAAUAAGGCUAACGGUGUCCUAAGGUUUGCAAGAUCUCUAAAAAUUGGAUUAUGGAUAUCACUAGAUUAUUAUUUUGCCAUGGCAGGUCUGGACGAGUCUUCAGACAAUUUUAAUGUUAUGAUGAGCCGAAUCCAUCAAAGAUCCGCAGAACACAUUCUCGACGGUUGUCUGAGCAACGGUGGUUGCUACAUUAAAUUAGGACAGGGAUUAGUGUCCAUGAGUCACAUACUGCCAAAGGAAUAUAUAGAAACUUUAAGAGUUCUGCAGGAUAAGUGUUUAAAAAGAGAGUCGGGAGAACUGGAGAAAAUAUUUAAGAAAGAUUUCGGAAAGAAUCCCGAAGAACUGUUUAAAGAAUUCAACAAAGAGCCAAUUGCAGCAGCGAGUAUAGCACAGGUUUACAAGGCCACAACAAAAGAAGGCAAUCAUGUAGCUGUGAAAGUACAAUACAUAGACCUACAGCAACGUUUCGGAAAUGACGUAAUAACAAUAAGAACUUUAUUGAAAAUUGCAGGAACGCUGCAUCCCGAUUACGAUUUUUCUUGGGUCAUAGACGAUUUGGAAAACACCUUAAGACAAGAAUUGGAUUUCAUAAACGAAGGGCUAAACAGCGAAAGAUGUUCUAGAGAUUUAAAACAUUUAAGAUAUAUUCACGUGCCGAAAGUGUAUUGGGACUACACCAGUUCGAGGGUACUGGUUACAGAAUUCAUUAACGGAUAUAAAAUUAGCGAUUUGGAUAAUCUGAGGAAAGACAAAUUUUCUUUGGUGGACUUGAACAAGAAAUUAUUCGAGGCUUUCGGUCAUCAGAUAUUUCAAUCGGGUUUCGUUCAUGGCGACCCACAUCCUGGAAACGUGUUGGUAAGAAUGGUUAAAGGUGAUGCACAACUCGUGUUAUUAGACCAUGGUUUGUAUCAAGAAGUUUCACCAAAAGAUCGAAAAUCUUUGAGCUACUUGUGGAAUGCCAUUGUACUCAACGAUCAAGAAAGCAUGAAGAAAUAUUCCAAUGAAUUGGGAGUUAAAAAUCACGAAUUAUUUGCUGAAAUUCUUACUCAACAACCUUUAAAAUCGAGAGGAUUUAAAAUUAAAGCACAACUUACAGAUGAAGAUUUGCGACAAAUGACGGAGUUUGCCAAAGAGAAAUUUGACAGCAUUAUGAUUUGUUUGAAAGAAAUGCCGAGGUCGCUACUUUUAGUGUUGAGAAAUUUGAAUACAAUUAGAGCAAUAGCACAGCAUCAUGGAAAUCCUAUUGAUAGGUACAGCAUUUUGGCAAGAACGGCUACAAAAUCAAUUUACAACAUGGAAACAAAUUUAGCUAAAAGAUUACUGAAUUUUCCGAAGAAAAUCUACUUUGAAUUUAUUUUACAGAUUCAACGACUCGGAAGGUGGUUCACCAAGACGACUUUAAGGAUCUUACAUCGCUUGGGUCUGGCUCCGGAUGUCGAAGCUUUCGUAAAAAAUCUAAGGCCUGUUCAUUUUUAACCUAAUUUACUAUACUGCGAAUUUUCUGGUAAACCAGUCAAAUGGAAACCAUAAUCAUUAUACACCACCCAUAACCCACAAUUAUUGUGAUGUUUCGUACAAUUUACUUGCUUUUACCAUGGGAGCGAUCAUUUAAAGUGAUCAAUCAAGUUGAAAGAUAUAAAUAAAAUAACUAUAUUUAACAAAAUAAUCUGAGGUAUUUUGUUACCAUUAUUUGUUGAUAAGUAAAAAUAAAUUUUAUUUUAAUU